CAUAUAUGUCAUUUUCACAGUUUUUUUGCAUUGGUGAUUUGCAGCAAUUUAAUCUAUUUGCUCACAUAGACAUUUCACAGCUUCUAACAUGAUAUUCUCAAACAAUUGAUGUCAAUGCAAGGACGAAAUCACACACAUCAUUUCAUUACCUUGCUGAUGCACAAUGGUUGAUUGCAAGAAAGAUGUCACCUUACCACCACAGUUCGAGAGUUGGCUACUGCUGUAUACAAAGGAGAUGGUUCGUUAAGAAGAUAACGUCAUUUAACCUCCGGGACAGUGACUCUGUGGACAUACUGCGACAGAAAUUAAAGUUGUCAUUCAAGGCUAAGAUUGGAGUGGUAUGCAGCUUUAUCCUAGGCAGUGUUCUGUUUGUUACGCACACAGUCUGGUCAUUGAGUGAGAAGUUACGCUUCACCCAUGAGGCCCAUGAGGCUGACCGUAGGACCAGGUUCAUCUACAUUGACAAGCCACUGGCUCUAACUAUGGAGGAUAUUUUUCCAGAUACAUUUAGAGGAAAAUUCAAGUAUCACACGGAAAAGUAUGGCAGGAAAGUACUGCCGUGGGUUCAGUCUAAAUCCAAGGACCCGGCUCUGCUGUUGAACCUCGCUGAGUCCAGGGACCCAGAGAUUCGCAGACUGGGACUGAAGAGUCUUACUGGCGACAAUGACUGGGAAGAUCAUCAGUUCAGGAAGGUUGCACAGGCUUGCUCAAACCGGACAAUGGUCAGUUUGGCAAGAAUUCAAGAGGCUGACAACAGACUCUUCAGACCCAUGCCUUGGCUGCCUCCACCAAAAGCUACCAUUGAAGACGAAUUAAGAGGUCUGUUAUCCAAGCUUCAGAAAGAUAUAACAGACACGGCAAUCCAAAAAUACACGACUAGAGUUUUACCCAAGGAAAAACAGAAAAGUAUUGUAGAGACCGGGCCUUGGAGCUUUGGAGGUACCGCCCUUGAAUAUGCCAGGUCUGCUAGUGACGACUCAGAGGGACAGGUGGAGCUGUUGUUCAUGGAGACCCUAGCCAUACACAGUCAGAUUACAGAUCAACUGGAGAAGAUUGUAGAGAAUGGAGCUUUACAGCUGUUCCAGCGUAUACUCAUGGAAUAUGAGAAAAUACGAGAGUUUAGACCUCUUAUUGCUAGAAUCCUUGCCAACUUGGCACUCAACGUGAAACUUCAUAAGCUGAUCAUCGAAGGAGGUUGGGUGGCAGUGUUACACAAGUGGCUAUCUACAAAGGACACAGCGCUGUUUUUCUACACCACCAGGGCGCUUGCGAACUUAGACCGUGAUAUGAACACGGACAUUGAUGUAGAUGCCAUGUAUGAUGAGGGCAUUUAUCCGGGAUACCCCGUGUUCAGAUCAAGAGAAGCGAAGCACAAGGUAAAGGUGGACAUAGUGUUCAUACAUGGCCUGCGUGGCGGACCUUUCAAAACGUGGAGACAGGAGGAUCGACGUCACACGGAGACCGGAUUUGUUGUAACCGACGAGUUUAGACGAUCACAUACAUUUUUCUGGCCAAAGGACUGGCUAGCACAUGACUUGAAAGAUGUGCGCAUACUGAACGUUGGCUACGACACCGAGUUGACCACGUGGAAUCUCAAACAUCCUCUAGAGGCCGAAAAGCGAACUUUAUCAAGCAGAAGUGCAACAUUUAUUGAAAAAUUGAGGAAAGCAGAUAUUGGGUCCCGCCCAGUUAUAUGGGUUGGACAUUCUAUGGGAGGUUUAUUGAUCAAAGACAUACUACGCCUCGCCCAAUCAACCCCAAGGUAUAGAUGUAUCCUUGACAACACUAUUGGUGUAUUGAACUACAGCGUUCCGCACAGGGGAUCAAGUCUGGCCACAUUCUCAAAAAAAUACGGCGUCAAGUAUACUAUAUUUCCGUCCACAGAGGUCUUAGAAUUAGAUAAAGAAAAUGAGACGUUGAAAAGUCUACUGGAGUUUUUCAACGCCAUCGCUCUACAACGUGGGAUUUUGGUACUGAAUUUUGGGGAGACAGAAAAGACUCAGAUCGGAAUGAAUAUCAAAUUGCAUGUUGUCCCCCCAGAAUCAGCGGAUCCUGGCAUAGGCGACUUUCAUCUAAUAAAGUCAGACCACAUCAACAUCUGUAAGCCAAGAGAUGUUGACAGUGCCUUGUACACUCUCAGUCGAGAUUUCAUGCGUAAGUGUAUACAGAAACAUGAGGACAGACAUAAAAAGAAGAACAGGAAAAGGAAACAAUCUGAUAGAGAAGAGACCGAAUACUGACGCUGUUAUAUUCCACAUUUACAUUUCAAGCAGAUUUGUAUUAUUACUUAAAUGACAAAAAUGACAUAAUUGUAUUUUAAAGCUUUUGUACAAGGAUUAAGAUUUUAUUAGCAAAAUAUAUCAUUAAUUUAUUCUUACGUUUUUGCUGUCUUAACAGAUUGUAUUUCCUCUCUCUGAUAUCCUCAUGGAUUUUUAAUUGAUGUAUGUUAAUUAGUUAUCAUGACCAGACACAGUAUUGCACAUACCCAACAUGCUUCUAUGUAUAAGUCAAGGUCAAACUUCAUAUAAUAUUGUUUUGAUAUAUGUAUAUAUGCAUUGACCAAGUUGUUUUAAAUUGUUAUUAUUUGUUAAAUCAAUUAUGAUUAAAGUUUUAAGACGUU
Dreissena polymorpha is the source of this 2620-nucleotide messenger RNA. Its product is annotated as protein SERAC1-like. The transcript has 17 exons. The record is from RefSeq and is a predicted model, not a curated record. The coding region runs from base 183 to 2240 and encodes 685 amino acids. Lineage: Eukaryota; Metazoa; Mollusca; Bivalvia; Myida; Dreissenidae.